Molecule: messenger RNA, 1410 nt
Organism: Caenorhabditis bovis
Lineage: Eukaryota; Metazoa; Nematoda; Chromadorea; Rhabditida; Rhabditidae
Source: the annotation of a GenBank genome assembly
AUGGAAUUGGAGAAGUACUCGCACAAGAAAAUUUUACGGAAUAAAGAAGAAUCGGAUCCGCUUGGAAUUGGAUCAUUGGUACAAAUAUCGUAUUCAAAAAAUUUAAGCACCGUCUUAGAUGGAAAACAUGUGAUUGUUAAAGUAGAAACUAUGCUAGUAUUUAAAUGCCUUCCAAUUAUUAAAGAAAAUAUCUUCGUCGUGUAUAAUUCACAAUCAAAUCUAGGAAUUGCUAUAGGAAAAACGGAGCACAAUUCUGAAAUCGCGUUUCAUCCGAAUUGCUCGGAAAAGAUUCGAACGCAAGCAUUUCUUGCGAGUGUCGAUCAAGUCGCAGAAUUUCAGCAACGAGCAAAGUAUAUCCCUUCAGAACGCGUGAAACAAAUGGUUUCGGCUUGGGUUGUAUUGUCGCCAUUCUCGAUUGAUGUCGAGGGAAGUAUUGAGAAAAUUCGUAGUUUCGUCAUCGAAAAAGAGGAAAAUCUUCCCGAAUUUGAAGGAUACGCAGUUAUAAAGAAUGUUGUUCGGAACAGUUUCGCGGAAGCUGAAUAUCUUGAAACGAAUGAAAGUAUAAUAUUCAAUAUGAGUGCUUGUCAAACCAAUAUUAUGAAUCGAAUUCGUGUCGGCUCAAUUGUUGAAAUUCGAUCGUCGCCAAGUUUUCCUUCGUCUCGUUAUAAUUGGUAUGGAUACGAUGUGAGAUUUCAUAGGAGAAAGAAUAUUAAGGAAAUUCUGUCUGGAAUGAUCAAUCCUAUCAAAUUAUUGCAAGAUAAUCUGAAAUCGCAAGACGCUUAUUCGAACAAAUUUGAAGAAAAAUUGAAAAAAUCGACGAAAUGUGAAAACGACAGCCAAAAUCGAGAAUUUCUCCCUAAAAAAUCAAAAUUGAACUCGAAUUGUGUCCCUUUAAACACAUUGGGAAAAGGAUUCCGAAUGAGCUAUCACCUAGAAUAUGGAAUUUCGAGAAGCGAAAUCGAUAAAAUUUUCAAAGAUGUUCGUGAUCUCUACGAGAUUCCCUACGAAUCUCCUCGUUUGCCGCAAGGAAGAGUUGAAUAUAACGAAUCACUGAAAGCUGAAAUUCAAACUGUUCUAGAGAUUUUGGAGUAUUUGGCUGAUUCUGACGGAAAUGUGAUGUGUAAAAAACCUGGUCCGCCAUUUGUGUUGCGUGAUACGAAUUGGAAACCGACGGAGAGAAGGAUUAUAGGACUAUUUGACGAUUUCCAAUGGAUAAUAUCGGAAACUUUUGCGAAAAGCGAAGAAGAGCUGAAAAUUGAGCUUGAAGAUUUGGAAGAAGCUUCGAAGAAGCCAUUGCGUGGAGGGUGGUGGUAUCGACGAAAAGAGCCGAGAACAUGCGAAACUGCGUUGGUAAAAGAGUUUGAGGCUGUUCGAAAUAUUCGAAAAGAUUGCAUGACCGAAUCCGUAUAG